UCCCAAUAAAAAAAAAAAUAUUAUUUUAUUUUCAGGUACCAGUUUUUCUUUUUCCUAUUGAAUUUCCGCCUUUUUCCUUUUCCUUUUCUUCUUAUUGCAUAAACGCGUCUAUGGACCAAAAUACUGUAUAUCAGCUCUUUGUAUCCACAUAUCACCCAGAUCCAAAUGUUCAUAGACAAGCAGAACUAAAUAUAAAAAAUGUUGAAACACACGUUGGUUUCUUACCUUUGGUGCUUCAAAUACAAGCUUCUGAAGAGCUUGAAUUAGGUGCACGUCAAGCAGCUGCUAUUUAUUUCAAAAAUCGUAUUUCAAAAGCAUGGAGUGGAUCCAAAGAGAUGAGUUUAGAUGAACAGGAUAAAUCAAUGAUUAGAGCCAAUAUUAUUUAUACACUUGUCACUGCUCCUGUAGCUGUAAAAGUACAACUGGCUGCUUCCUUGAAUACCAUUCUCAGCUAUGAUUUUCCCGGAAAUUGGCCAACAUUUAUAAACCAGCUUGAGCAGUUUUUGACAUCAGAAGACAUUCGUGUUAUACAUACUGGAUUGAUUGCAUUACAAGAAGUUGUCAAAGUGUUUCAAUGGAAAUCAGUCGAAAGAAGAGAACCUUUACGGCAGAUCAUUCAACUGACAUUUCCUGCUAUUCAUGCCAUUUGCAAUAAGCUCAUUCAAACAGACAGUGAUGAUGCUGCAGAACUAUUAAAGCUAGCACUUAAAACAUACCAUUCAAGCAUUCAAGUUGAAUUACCCAAGUGUUUACAAGAUCAUGCUUCUCUAGUACCAUGGGCCACUCUUUUUCUCCAAUUAGUUGACAAAAAGAUCCCUUAUCAAGCCUUACCUGCCAAUCGUGAACAAUACAUUUGGGUCAAAGCAAAGAAGUGGGCAUAUCAUUGUCUUAACCGUUUGUUUGGAAAGUACGGUAAUCCUGCUCUACUUCCUUCUAGUCUUACAAAAUACACUGGAUUUGCCAAGAUAUUUAUUGCUCAGUUUGCACCCAACAUCUUACAGACUUAUUUACAUCAAAUUGAUGGCUGGAUCAAAGGAGAAUACUGGAUCUCAAACAAAUGUUUAGCUCUCUCUGCUGCGUUUUUUGAUGAGAGUAUCAAACAUAAAAUUACAUGGAAGAUUAUUAAGCCAUACACAGAUAUUUUGAUUGCUCAAUUCUUGUUUCCGCAGCUUUGUUUCUCUAUGGAAGAUGAACAGCUGUGGACUGAGGAUGCAGUAGAAUAUGUUCACAAGCGAAUUGAUCCUCUCGAGGACUUUCAUGCCACACAAGAUAAUGCGAUUGCACUCUUGGUUAAUUUAGCCAGAAAUCGUAAAGAACACACAUUUAUGCCUAUCCUGCGAUUUGUCAAUGACGUACUUACUCGAUAUAUGGAAACGCCUGAGGAUCAAAAAAAUGGACGUGAUAAAGAUAGUGCUUUAUGUAUGAUGGGUGCUUUGUCUCUUAUGAUUAUGCAGGAUGAGGAUGAAUCAAAUAUGUCAGAUAGAAUGGAGGAUUUCUUUGUAACACAUGUGUUUCCUGAAUUUAAGAGUCGAUUUCCUUAUUUACGUGCAAGAGCAUGCGAUGUGACAAGACACUUUAGCAACUUGGAAUUUACGAGCGAGCAGAACCUUGGUGUCUUGUAUCAACAUGUCUUGGACUGCCUUCGUGAUUCUGAACUUCCUGUAAGAGUACAAGCAGCACUUGCUUUACAGACCAUGAUUCAAUACGAAGUUGUUCAACAAGUUAUGGCCCCACAUCUUCCUUUCAUUAUGCAAGAGCUACUGAACUUGACAAAUGAGAUUGACAUUGACACUUUAGCCAUUGUUAUGGAAGAAUUUGUUCGUGUGUUUGCAGAACAACUAACUCCUUUUGCUGUUCAGCUCUGCAGUCAAUUACGAGAUACCUUUCUGCGCAUCAUGGAGGAAAUUGUACAUACAUACCGUCAGCAAAAUGAAAACGAAUUGGUUGAACAAGAUAAAAAUACAGAUGAAGCAAAUGACAAAAUCAUGGCAGCCAUGGGUGUCUUGAAGACUAUAGGCGCAUUGAUUUUGAGUCUAGAGAGCACGCCAGAUAUGUUUCAACAAAUCGAACAUGAAUUAUUACCCGUCAUUCAAUAUACAUUCGAGAAUCGUGUAGUUGAUUUGUACGACGAGGUGUUUGAAAUCAUUGAUUCUUGUGUCUAUUCAUCCAAACGUGUCUCGUCUACAAUGUGGCAUGCCUUUGAACUGAUGUAUCGUGAAUUCAAAGAUACGGGCGUUAGUUUUAUGUGUGAAAUGGUAUCUGCUUUGGAUAACUUUAUUGCUUAUGGUCGAGAUAUGUUCAUUGGAAAUGACCAGUUGAAGCAGAUGAUGUUUGAAAUGAUUGAUUUUGUUAUGAAGAGCGAGCUUGCAUCAGAAGAAGAUUAUGUAUGCGCUUGUAAAUUGAUGGAAUCUAUCUUGCUUCAUUGCAGAGGAUCUGUUGAUAUGUGUAUUGCACCCUUUUUAGACCUUUCAUUUCGAUACAUUUCAGCAGGCCAAAUGGAAACCAUUGAAUUUAAAGUACAUUGUCUUGAAGUGGUGAUCAACUGCCUGUAUUACAAUCCAUUAUUGACAUUGGGUAUUCUUGAAGAACACCAAUGGACUCAAGGCUUCUUUUCACUUUGGCUCUCUACAUUAGAUAAGUUCUCAAGAGUACAUGACAAAAAGCUAGUUAUACUUGCACUCUGCUCUUUAUUGGCAUUGCCUACUGAUCGUAUUCCAAUGUCAUUGCAAUCUGGAUGGUCGCAAAUUUUGACGAGUAUUUCUCAUGUUUUUGAAAGUUUGCCAAAGGCUGUUGAAAACCGUGAGCAAAUGGAACAAUCUUAUAAUCAAGAGCGUGAAGGAGAGGGAGAAGAAGAAGAGGAAGAGGGAGAGGAAGAUGAAGAAAAUGAUGAUGACGAAGAAGAGGAAGAGGAAGAGGAGGAGGAGGAAGAAGAAGAAGAGGAAGAAGAAAGCGAAGAAGAGAAAGAAGAAGAAGCUGACCAAGAUACUGAGGAUAAUGAUGAAGACGGUAAUAUCCAAGAUGAAGACACAGAGUAUUUAGAGUAUUUGGCACAACAAGUAGCCGAUAAAGACAAGCAAGAAGAAAAUAUCGCUGAUGAGAACGAGGAUGAUGAUGAAAUUGCUGAAGAAAUUUUCUUUGAGUCUCCAUUAGAUGAUAUUGAUCCCUAUAUUUGCUUUGAACAAGUCUUUAGAGAUCUACAACAACAUCGUCCUGAUUUGUAUUCUCAUUUAACCAAAGAUUUGGGUUUAAAGCAUCAAAACAAUAUUAUGGAGGCUUUGUCAACUGCUGAAAAGAAUCGCAAUCGCUUGUCAACUAUGUAGUUUGAUGUUAUAAAGUUCUGAAGAUAGAGUUUUUAUUUGAAACUAGACGAUAUUGGCUAUCAUAAGAUGCUUGUCAGAGGCUAUAGAAUACACUAAAGAUAUUGAAUUAAAAUAAGAGGCAAUAAUCGCAUGCUAAGUAUAAGGAUAUUCAUAAUCCUCGCCUAAUAUGAUCAAUGUAAGCCACAUAAAUAUCCUAUACAUUAUUUGAAAGCCCAAUGUUUAAAGAAUACACGUUGUAACCAGACUCGUUGAUAAAUACUUAUAUUUCUAUAAAGUAUAAUUAUCAUAAACUAUCUUCUUUCAUUUG
Gilbertella persicaria is the source of this 3627-nucleotide messenger RNA. RefSeq names its product armadillo-type protein. The coding region runs from base 111 to 3320 and encodes 1069 amino acids. The transcript is spliced from 15 exons. Gene Ontology annotation, biological process: protein import into nucleus. Lineage: Eukaryota; Fungi; Mucoromycota; Mucoromycetes; Mucorales; Choanephoraceae. Gene Ontology annotation, cellular component: cytosol; nuclear envelope. The record is from RefSeq and is a predicted model, not a curated record. Gene Ontology annotation, molecular function: small GTPase binding.